ACCGUACAUUCACCUUGUCCCCGGAAUUGCACAGUUGUCAAUUACGACCUUCUCCUGUCAAAGACGCGUCCAACUCAAUGUUUGACAACGACCAGUUUGUCGCUGAUCUGUCUGAAAGUUUGUCCAUGGCUCUUCGAAGCAAAACCACGCUUGGAUUGGCGAAGAAAGCUCUGGAAGACGAGAAUUUUAAUCUUAAGCAGUUACUUCUGUCUGAACGCGAGAAAUUCCACGCGUUGGAGCUGAAAUAUGCACAGUCUGUCGCGAUGAAAUUGGAACGCGAACAGGCCCAGGGGAGUAGCGUCCUUGUGAAUGAGUUGGAGGACGCUCGAGCUCAGCUCACGACUAAAGAUGAUAGGAUACAUGAACUGGAAGCCGAACUCGCACAGGUACAAGAGACGUGUUGCGAACUCUCAAACCAGGUUCAACAAGUUCAGAUGGAAGCUGAACAACAUCAGGAAGUCUCGGAUGCGAAGCUCGAGAAACUAUGUCAGGACAUGAAUCACUCACUGACCAACGCCAGCAUGGAAGCAAUGGAGUCUGAAAACAAGAUGUUUGAGUUGCAGACGAAGUUGCAAAUAAGUGAACAACAAAAUGCGGACGUACAGGCUCAGCUAGCUUCUAGUCAAUUGUCGUUGCUCUCUCUUCAACAGGAGCACGAAUCAGUCCUGCGUGUCUUGCAUCGAGACCAAGAUCAGGCUCAACAAGCGGUGUCAGAGCGAGACGCCAAAAUUGCAGAACUCCUGCAGUCGCUGGAGUCAAUCAAGGCCCAAUCUACUGCCAAGAGGAAUCCAAAUGAGGUCCCUGCCGUAGCUCAAACGUCCACUCAAGCGAUGCCACUAGGACAGAGAGAACAGACCACCGAAAGACGGUCUGCUGAACAAAAUGAGUCGAGCCAGGGAGCUUCUUCAAGUCAAGCACAAAGACUCACUUUGGUCAUUCCUAGAAGACCUACUACUAUUCAACUCUCAGCAACAUUUUCUGUUUGUCUCCCAUCUGCAAGACAAGAUACUUUCAAAGAUCAUCCCUCAUUUGUGCAUCUCUCUGAAGGUUUUCAAAAUCAUUCCUUCUCCAGGGGAUAUCUUAUGGACAAGCUUGGAGGUGCUUCUCAGGGCUUGGUAGCCAAGAUUGUCAACAAAAAGUCCUUGUCUGUGCUCCAUGGCCUUGGCUCUGGCCUCCUCUUUCCCAGACCUGAUUUGAACUGUUGGUUGCCAACAAUGCCAGGGGCUCAUGGCUAUAUGUUUGUUGGGCUUCAGGGAGGUGGAAAGGACCAUGAAAAAUUUCUCCAGCCUGCAAAGUGGUCACUAUUCCUUCCUAAAGACAAGAAAUCAUGGGAGUACUAUGGUGAAUAUGAAGUUCACAGAGUACCAGACCUUGAUCUCUCUUUGGAAGAGCGGCAGUCAUUUUCUCCUGAGUUCAGAAGGGGAUAUUGUGAGAUCACAGCUCAGAAGGCAGAUACAAAAGUGAAGCACCCACCUGAGUCCAAGAUCCUAGAGAUCCAGGAGAAGUAUGACCAGGGCCAGCUCAGAGUUCCUUGCACUUCUCUCAAGUGCAUAGGCUAUAACAGACAGCUAGUACUUGACCUUGUCACUCCACCAGCUGCAGAAGAUUCAAGCAAGAGGCCAAGGGAGGAAGCCUCUCAGGUUCAGCCAAGAGCCAAGAGAGUGAAAACUUCUAGUUUGCAGAUUCAAUAAUUUCUGGGAUUCAUUGCUUGUUUUCUUGUUGUAAUUGUAUUGAACCGGCCUUUAGAAUAACUGUACUAUCUUGCUAUUUGCUUGCUUUCCACCUAUUAAUUUUGUAUCAUACAACUGG
Molecule: messenger RNA, 1809 nt
Organism: Somion occarium
Lineage: Eukaryota; Fungi; Basidiomycota; Agaricomycetes; Polyporales; Cerrenaceae
Source: the annotation of a GenBank genome assembly